Messenger RNA from Heterobilharzia americana, 1050 nucleotides. The record is from the annotation of a GenBank genome assembly. Lineage: Eukaryota; Metazoa; Platyhelminthes; Trematoda; Strigeidida; Schistosomatidae.
AUGGGACAAGUGGUACCAAACGUUCGGAACCCAACAAAUUUGUCAUCCAGUAUUCAGCAGGCCCUUAUUAAUCACAACGUACAGUCAAGUCUGGGUGCCAACUCAAACAUUGGUCAGUUACCUUUAAAUUUCCCCGGAUCAACGAACGUCCUUAUGCCUCCGAGUGGUAUUUCGACGGCGGCCUUAGCAGCUAAUGCAACGGGACUUUUGUCAUCUAAUUUUUCUCUUCCCAGCACCAUCGCUACAUCUAUGGCAGCAACGAAUGCGCACGUCAAUCCCAGCUUUUUAACACAUCCAGUACCAGGGAACACUUCACUGUUACCAACAUCGGUACAAACCGGUGGGUUGAUGCAGAUGACAACUCAGAGCAGUGACUCUAAUAUACGCCCUCAUUUUGACCAUUAUGGAAGGCCGGUUAUUCAUACUUACACACCACCUAUCGCCGGAAAGCUCUCAGAGUCGGAGUUCGAAGAUAUUUUGCAAAGAAACAAAACAGUUUCAUCGAGUGCAAUUAAUAGAGCUGUUCAGGAUGCUGCUGGUGGUGAUUACGCAAGCGCUAUCGAGACGCUGGUAACUGCCAUUUCACUUAUCAAGCAAUCAAAAAUAGCUAAUGAUGAUCGUUGUCGAAUCCUAAUCAAUUCUCUUCAAGAUACUCUGCAUGGGAUUGAGUCGAAGUCUUACGGAGCUAAGGGUAGUAGUCGAAGACGUCGCCGUUCUUAUAGUGACAGUGGCAGUGAUGUUGGUGAAGGAAAUUAUAAUAAUUCUGCUGGGGGGAGUAAUAACAACAGUUCUCGCCGUCACAGAGAUAGGAAUCAUAGAUCUCGAUCUCGUGAUCGGCAUGACCGACACGAUCGUCAUGAUCGUCGAAGACAUUCGCGUGACCGAGGAUCUAGCAGUGGGAACGCUUACUACGGUAUGAGUUCCAGUCUCUCACUUUCUGGUGGAUCAGGUUUAUCUGCAGUUCAGCCAGUGGAUAGUUCUGGACAAGCUUGCUCUGGCACCCUAGGUGGUGGAGUCGAUCGGUAUCGUGAAAGCAGAUACCGACAUUAG